Magnolia sinica is the source of this 1974-nucleotide messenger RNA. Its product is annotated as inosine-5'-monophosphate dehydrogenase-like. Gene Ontology annotation, biological process: GTP biosynthetic process. The transcript has 4 exons. The record is from RefSeq and is a predicted model, not a curated record. Gene Ontology annotation, molecular function: IMP dehydrogenase activity. NCBI's taxonomy places the organism in Eukaryota, Viridiplantae, Streptophyta, Magnoliopsida, Magnoliales, Magnoliaceae. Gene Ontology annotation, cellular component: cytoplasm. Bases 44 to 1549 code for a protein of 501 amino acids.
UCUCUCUCUCUCUCUCUCCCUCUCAAUCCAACCGUCCAUCACAAUGACGGGCCCCACCAUCGAAGAAGACGGCUUCUCGGCGACCCGCCUCUUCAACCAGGGCUUCUCCUACACCUACGACGACGUGAUCUUCCUUCCUCAUUACAUCGACUUCCCGACCGAUGCCGUCUCCCUCUCCACAAAGCUCUCCCGCAACAUCGAUCUCACCAUCCCUUGCGUUUCCUCUCCCAUGGACACUGUCUCCGAAUCAUCCAUGGCCGUCGCCAUGGCCGCUCUCGGUGGAAUCUCUAUCCUCCAUUACAACAACACCCCCUCCGAGCAAUCCUCCCUCAUCCGCUCCGCCAAGUCUCGCCGCAUCCCCUUCAUCUCCGAUCCCAUUUUCAAAUCCCCCUCCGAUCCCAUCGACUCCGUCUCCGAAUUCGCCACCUCUCCCUGCAUCUUCGUCACCCAGUCCGGCACCUCCAAGUCCAAGCUCCUCGGCGUUGUCUCCCGAUCCGACUGGGAUGAGCUCAAGGACAAGGAUGCUCCUGUCUCCGACUACAUGUCACCGGCUCCCGUCUCGGCCCCGUCUAGCUAUUCCUUCGAACAGGCGGCAGGCGUGCUGGCCGCGCAGAAGCUUGAUUAUCUGACUCUGGUUUCAAAUGGGGAGGAGGUUGUGGAUCUAGUGACGGCUAAUGACGUGGAGAGGAUCCAGGGGUUGCCGAAGCUGGGCCUUCCAUCACUCGGGACUGAUGGGGAGUUCAUGGUGGGGGCUGCGGUGGGGACGAGGGAGCAGGACAAAGAGAGGCUGGAGCUUUUGGUGAAGGCAGGUGCGGAUGUCAUUGUGUUGGAUAGCUCACAGGGGAACUCGAUUUAUCAGAUUGAGAUGAUCAAGUAUGUGAAGAGGACGUAUCCGGGGCUGGAUGUCAUAGGGGGGAAUGUGGUUACGGCGUACCAGGCGCAGAAUUUGAUACAGGCGGGCGUUGAUGGAUUGAGGGUCGGGAUGGGUUCGGGGUCCAUUUGCACCACACAGGAGGUUUGCGCUGUCGGGAGAGGACAGGCCACAGCAGUUUACAAGGUUGCAUCUGUUGCUGAGCGUGGUGGUGUGCCUAUCAUUGCUGAUGGAGGGAUUGCAAAUUCUGGACAUAUUGUCAAAGCUUUGGUACUUGGUGCGUCUACUGUUAUGAUGGGCAGUUUCUUAGCUGGCAGCAAUGAGGCUCCUGGAGUUUAUGAGUAUCAGGGCAAUCGUCGAAUAAAAAAGUAUAGAGGCAUGGGCUCCCUUGAAGCCAUGGCAAAAGGGAGUGACGCUCGGUACCUUGGUGAUACAGCCAAGCUAAAGAUUGCUCAGGGAGUGGUAGGGGCAGUACCCGACAAAGGUUCUGUUUUGAAGUUUAUACCUUACACAAUGCAAGCUGUAAAGCAAGGAUUUCAAGAUCUCGGUGCAUCCUCACUGCAGUCUGCUCAUGAUCUUUUAAGUUCAGGUGUACUGAGGUUAGAGGUUCGCUCAGGAGCUGCACAAGUUGAAGGUGGGGUGCAUGACUUGGUUUUCUAUGAAAAGAAAUCCUUCUGAGGCUUCAAAAUUCACAUGAUAGGCUUGAUGCAUUUGGUACUUCUUUUCUUGAGCACUUGGUGGUCUGUUUUGAUUUUAGCACAUGAGAACGGAAGGGACUUCAUUUCAAGAGCUUGUGAGUGAAUUAAGUUAAAGGUGUUACUCCCAACACCUACGGCAUUUCCUUGGUGAAUAUGUGCUAUGAAGCGCAAUAAGCUUCUAAUCUGUUCUCAAUGUUUGUUGUCAAUCCUCUGACCCUUCCUUUUAUGUUAUUUGGAUGUCCCAUGUUUGGGAAGAGGAUAAACACUAGUGUUAUCAUUAUGAUUACUUUUAUUAUUAUUAUUAUUAUUAUUGUCAAACUAGAUUGAAAUAUCAUGUGAUCUCUCCAUGUGCGAUGCUCUAUGCUUAUGGUCAGUGAUGAUUUCAAGCUCUACUGAUUUACUAGA